Polypterus senegalus (gray bichir) is the source of this 2031-nucleotide messenger RNA. RefSeq lists its product as uncharacterized. Bases 1 to 2031 code for a protein of 676 amino acids. The transcript is spliced from 9 exons. The record is from RefSeq and is a predicted model, not a curated record. Lineage: Eukaryota; Metazoa; Chordata; Cladistia; Polypteriformes; Polypteridae.
AUGCUGGAGGCCUUCGGGGAUGCCACUGACAACAUGGGUGUCCCGGUUUUGGACCGCGACAAGAUCCAGGAAAUCUGGAAAACUCAGAGGCGCCACCUCCACUGCAUCCAGGACCCACCUGGCGUGCACCUGUACAUGCAGACCGGGCAGCUGGUCAAAGGGGGGAUCACGCUGCCGGUGUUCAGGUGUGCGCGAGGUUCAACUUCGUUGGAGUCGUUCCACCUGCAUCUGGACCGCUUCAUACCUGGCACUUCAGCCAGUGCGGCCCACUUUCAGGCCUACCUGCUGGAAGGCCUGACGCGGUGGAACGAAGACCGUGCGGCACAAGCAGUGGAGGGAGCAGACCGUGAUAUGGUCUGCUACAGUGGCCAACUCCAGCACUCCACCAACGAGCUGAGCGAGAUUGUCUAUCACAGGAAGCUCGUUGUUGAUUACACCCGGCCUGCGAAGUACACUGGUGAGCUUAUUGGUAUCCAGUACCUGUUUUCGCAGACCGGUCGAGUGCUGGAGGAAGUGAUGGGCAGGGAUCCCGACGCUCCGGAUGGGACUGACACGGACGACGACGACAGUGUCGAUGAGGGCUUCCAAGAGGUCGAGGGCCUGGAAGAGGAAGCUCUGGACAACACCGUCUUCGGCCUUGAGGAGGACUUCGCCCAACAACCGUUGUCGUCUGUCAGGUCCCAGUCGCAUCCUGCCAUCGGCGCCUCACAGUCUGGGCCAGCCGACCAGGAGACCUCCCCUGGAGACGAGGCCACUCAAAGCAGGUCCCACAAGCUGCAUAGCCUUGGAACUGACACUGACCCAGGUUACCAGCACGUGGUCAACCUGGCCUUGAGUCUCGUCAAGCUGCGUCACCACGCCUACGUGACGCAGCAGCAAGUGGCGGACAUCGUCACCCUCUGGGAACGAUUGCCGGAGGGCGACAAGGCCCCAGUUCGCUUUCCGCCACGCUACCAGGAAAGACUGGUGCAGGGGAGGUUCCGACGCAAGCACUCGCAAACCAUUGUCACACCGGGAGUGGAGAGCUUGCGAUGGUGUAUGGGCGGCCAAGCCACACAGAUGCCAAACAUCAGCCGCCUUGUGGAAGCCGUUUGUGUAGAGCUGUCCAGGAUUCACCCCGAAGGAACCACCAUCUGCGGCGUGAGGGUGAAUCGCUGGGCAGCUGUGAUGCGGGAUUACAUCUGCAUCCGGGAAAACAUCCUCACAAACUCGGUACUCCUGGCCCAGACUCGAAUCCAGUUAUUCCCCCUCAAUCAGCGCACACUGGCACAAUGGCACUACGCUCGCACCAGGGAGCUUCAACGGCGGGAUCUGGAGUUGGCCGUGCCCCUGCCAACCAGCUCGGCCCUUGCUACAGAGCCCACCCCUGCCGCACGCCCACGACCCACGGGCCCCGAGCAGUCCGCUGCACAACCACUCCACUUCCUGACCCACCUGACCUAUCCGUUCAGGCGACGCAGCGACGCAGGACCCUCAGUACCCCGCACCACUGCCUGGCGGCGGAAGAAAAAGCAGGAGGCGGACGAGCUGGCACGACAGCAAGGAAUCCUCCCCAAACAAAGGAAAAAGAUUGAAGAAUACAUAUGUAAGAGCUGUGGCCGGCAAAAAACUAAAGAGUUCGGCCACAGCCAGUUUGGGGGGGAAUUCUUUUGCUCCACGUCAGCCGGCAAAACCAUCGAGGAGUGGCUGGAGGAAAAGCGGAGGGAAAAGCAAAAACAAUUGAGAAUUAACUCUUUUUUGGUAUCUGUUACCAUGGCUGCCACUAGUAUACCUACCUUGAACCCUGUGCCGCAGUUCCGCCGCGAGACCUCUGGCGAACUGACCCUCAAGGCCUCCGGCGGUCCAGGUCGCCAAGGCAAACCGCCUGAGCGGCUCUGUGCCGUUCAAGGUGAAGUCGGACGAGACGGUCAGGGAGCAGGCCAGGAGGCGCGUCGCGGGCGCAGUGGUGACCCGGGGACUCCAAGCUGGUGCGCAGCGCCAGCGAGCUCCAGUUUGGACAGUAUCGGGGCCAGACCUUUAAAUGGUUGCUGA